Molecule: messenger RNA, 1147 nt
Organism: Lathyrus oleraceus (garden pea)
Lineage: Eukaryota; Viridiplantae; Streptophyta; Magnoliopsida; Fabales; Fabaceae
Product: thaumatin-like protein
Exons: 2
Coding region: 51-869 (272 amino acids)
Source: RefSeq, a predicted model, not a curated record
UACAUACUAGAUGUUAAACAUUUACUACCAAAUUGUGUUAAGAUUAAAAAAUGCAUCUACUAGAAUCUAUAACCCCUUUAAUUUUCUUCAUAAUCACACUUUACAAUUAUUAUGGUAAAGUAGAGGGACAUCAAGCAACAUUCUAUAUACACAACAAAUGUCCUUUUCCAAUAUGGCCAGCAACAGCACCAAACACUGGUCAACCAAUCAUAGCAGAUGGUGGAUUCUAUCUUCCUUCAAGCCAAACAAAGAAAAUUCUAGCACCAUGGUCAUGGAGUGGAAGAAUUUGGGCAAGAACAGGUUGUAAUUUUGCUUCAAAUACUUGGAAGCCAUCUUGUGAAACAGGAGAUUGUGAUGGAAAACUAGCUUGCAAUGGACUCAUAGGAACUCCACCAGUUACAUUAGUUGAAAUCACACUUCAAGGUGAUAAAGGAAAACCAAAUUUCUAUGAUGUUAGUCUUGUAGACGGUUACAACAUUCCGGUCUCCGUCGUCGUUGCUAACAAGAACAUAAAUUCGAAGUGUAACAUUCAAGGUUGUUUGAAGGAUGUUAGAAGUUUGUGUCCACAUGAGCUUGAGGUUUUGAAUUCUAAUGGAGAAGUUGUGGCUUGCAAAAGUGCUUGUUUGGCUUUUGAUCUUGAUAACUUUUGUUGUAGGAAUGGUUAUGGAAAUCCUGAGAAGUGCAAGCCAAAUGUUUACUCAAAAAUAUUUAAGGAUGCUUGCCCUAAUUAUUUUAGUUAUGCUUUUGAUACUCCUACUCCUCUUGUGAGUUGUGGAUCCUUAGAAUAUGUAAUCACAUUUUGUCCUAAUGGGUGGGGUCGUGCUGCCGUUGAUGUGCCAAAACCUCGUAUUGAAGUUUCUGAUAUAUGAUGCGUGUCAGUGCGUAUCGGUAUAACAUGUCUGUCAGAUGUCUGAGUUUGCGUCUAUAUUUGAUAUGUAUUUUUCAUAUUUGUUUAUUUAUUUAUUUAUUUUUAUCUUUGACACGUGAUAGUGGAAGUUCGGUUCGGAUAGAAUCAAAUUAACAAUUGAUUCUUAAGACACUCUUGAUAUUAUUGAUAUGUAAUAAUAAAGCUCUUGAUAGAUAGGUUGAUUAUGUUGAUGUAUGGCAUAUUACUUAAUAAGAAAUGAAUAAUCAAAUAUUAUAUUAA